Molecule: messenger RNA, 429 nt
Organism: Volvox carteri f. nagariensis
Lineage: Eukaryota; Viridiplantae; Chlorophyta; Chlorophyceae; Chlamydomonadales; Volvocaceae
Exons: 3
Source: RefSeq, a predicted model, not a curated record
AUGAGCAGCCGCCAUGGCGGCGGAGCCGCUAGGCCACCCAAAGCGCCACCAACGGCGACAGCCGCCGCUGUCGCCGGAGGCAGCAGUGCGGCCGGCCCCAGCGGCCGCAACACCGGCGCGGCCUCCGUGGCCAUCAGUGAAGUGCAGCAAGCUCUCUCCCGUGCUGGUUUGGUGGCCGUACUGGACUUGUGUGUGGCGCUGUAUAAAUUCGUCAAUGUGGAGCUUCAUAGCCAGGGCUGGUACGCCGUACGAGUACGGGUGGUUCCGGGGCCGGAUGCCGUGUGUAAGGCGCACGUGGUGUUGCAGAGCCAUCAGGAGCAGCAGCAGCAGCUGGCGGCGGCCGCGGCGGCAGCGGCAGCGGGAGCGGGCUCGGUGUCAACGGCACCGGCGGGCCUGGUGCGGGUGGCCGCCGGUCGUCUGGAAGCUAUG